Messenger RNA from Electrophorus electricus (electric eel), 2531 nucleotides. RefSeq names its product suppressor of cytokine signaling 3b (gene socs3b). Gene Ontology annotation, cellular component: phosphatidylinositol 3-kinase complex. The record is from RefSeq and is a predicted model, not a curated record. Gene Ontology annotation, biological process: phosphatidylinositol phosphate biosynthetic process; intracellular signal transduction. NCBI's taxonomy places the organism in Eukaryota, Metazoa, Chordata, Actinopteri, Gymnotiformes, Gymnotidae. Gene Ontology annotation, molecular function: 1-phosphatidylinositol-3-kinase regulator activity.
CACUACCCCUCAUCGGGGGGAGACGUGAGAGGGUGCUCAAAGUGAAUACAAAUUGUCUGACACGAAACCUUUUACAAGACCAUCACUUUACAAACGCAUUUUACAGCGUAGACUAUAUAAAAGGAUCACACAAGAAGCUAUAUAGUUCUGUGUUUAAACGCAAGUUCAAGAUUCGGUCGGAUAAGACUUUCAAGCUGUUUUCCAUACCCAUUGAAAUAUUAUUGCUUCUGGAUGUUGAGGAGGCGACGAAGCUCUGGUCUUUGUUUUGCUGCUCCCUGGUGCAUGUGCACCCUGGCUGGGACGGCCCCUCGGCCCUGGACCCCAAGCACCAGCGGAGGCUGGGCGGGACAGGGCGCAAGCAGAGCGCCAUGGUAACGCACAGCAGGCUUGAUAGCGUCAUGAGCAGCAGCCCCUUUCAAAGCGGAGUGUGCCGGCCCCACCACCGCUUCAAAACGUUCAGCUCCAGGGCCCAGUAUCAGAUGGUGCUGGCGGCUGUGCGGAAACUGCAGGAAAGCGGUUUCUACUGGGGUGCCUUGAGCGGGAAGGAGGCCAGUUCCCUGCUGAAUGCAGAGCCUCCUGGCACCUUCCUGGUGCGUGACAGCUCGGAUCACCAACACUUCUUCACCCUCAGUGUGAAAACAGCCACGGGCACCAAGAAUCUGCGCAUCCAGUGUGACACCUGCUCCUUCUUCCUGCAGACGGACCCCCGGAGCUCACAAGCAGUGCCCGUACCACGCUUUGAUUGUGUCCUGAAACUCGUACACCAUUACAUGCCCUCUGCUGAAGGCGCAGGGGCUGCAUCUGUGGCACAAGCUGCAGUGGACAGUGUCAGGGGCAGCAGUGCAGUGGAUGGGAGUACAUACUUUAUCUACUCUGGAGGAGAGAAAAUCCCACUGGAGCUGCUACGGCCUCUGGCCUCCAGCAUGUCUACACUGCAGCACCUCUGCCGCAAGACUCUCAAUGGCCACAUAGACGUGUCCACUAAACGGGACCAGCUGCCUCAAACGCUCCAAGAGUUUCUACAUGAGUAUGAUGCGCCCAUCUAAUAAUCACCACAUAGUUCUGGAGCACAGAGGCAGAACCAGGUUUGUCUUCAGAUGUACUGAACUGCUUGAGCAGUCGUGGAAUUGACCAGCAAAACCCCAUAUGAAGCUGGAGUGCAGGGCAGUAUUGUGAACUCUGGAAUUUAUUAAGGGUCUGAGUGAACUGCUCUGAAACAUUUUCAGCAUCUAUCAGUAUUGCUGGCCAGCUGUGGCCUACUGUGCCUUUGACCGCUAUAGUGUGAACUUUGGCAGACGGCUGCUGUGUGAUGGACAGCACAAAGUAUGUACUCGCAUGCAACGGGACAAACUGUUGAACUGACAGCAGAGCAGCCAUGGACAGGAGUAAGCAGAGGUGACAGUUAUAUCUUUUUGCCUCCAACUUUUAGUUUCCAGGUUCAUUUGGAAAACAUGGACCUUGUUGAAGAUUAACACAAGUGAUAGAUAGUCAGUACAAGGGUUAAGCGUGCUGCUAUGGGAUUCUGCAGCAUUUUGCUAUAGGAAAAAAAGCUCAGUCACUCUGUUUCAUCCCCAGAUGACAUUUUGACUAUGCUGAAAGGAGAGUUCUGGCCACAUGUGUUUAAAGGAGUGCUCAGAGCUGGUUGUUUGCAGUAACAUAUACAUUUCCACUGAGGCUUGCCAAGUGUAACUGCCUCAUAAGUAGGCAUGCAGUGGCCAAGGGGGCAGUUACUCACUACUGGCACUGCUGUGUCAACAAUGGCCACCGUGCCCGGUCACAACACAAGACUGACGCUUGAAAAAAUAAAAAGAAUUUGAUACGGAAGGAUCAAAGCAGACAGGAGAGACCUGUUACUACAGGCGGUUUCAGCCCCCGGCUCGCUCUGAAGGAAAACUCAGUGGACUGUUGUAACUAUGCCCUCGACAGCCAAGGCUUUGGUUUUGCUGGGAAAUGGCAGAUGAUUAUAGAUCAACAUGCUGGUGAUGAAAUUACAAUACAGUGCAAACUUCCAAGAGUUGACAGUUAAUGUGCUGUGAAACAAAGCCAAGCACAGUAUGCAACACCCUUAUUUGCUGAUCCUGGAGUUUGACAUGGAGGAUUAUGUUCCUCUAAAAACAGAGGAACAUGUUUGUUCUGUAUGUGCUAAUGAGAAAUAUGUCAUGCCUCAUAUUGCCCAUUCAAUAACAGUAACAUAGUGUUUCUUUCAACAGGACAUGCUGUCUACAGUUAAAUGAAUGUAUUGUGAGUCAAUGGAAGGGCUUAUGGUUCCACUUGUACUUCUUGCUUUUUUGUAUUUUGACAAAUUGAGAAGCUGUUUACAUGUGUCACCACAAGAGGACAACAUGUUUUGUACUCUGUCUUUUAUAAAGAUGUGGCAUCUUAAGGUCUAGUCUAAUGACCCAGAGUGCAAGCUUGAAAAUCUGAAAACAAAGGCAUUACAACAGAAAAUGCAGCAAGGAACUUUGCACAUAUUUAUAUUUAUAAAAUAUUUCAAUAAUUUAUAUUAAAGAGUAAUAUUUUUACAAAAUAGA